AUGUCAUACAGCCUACACAUCAUCUCACCGCAUGACACCCCCCUCUUCACACACGACUUUGGCACCUCGCGCUCCUCUGGCACCGGCGUCUCCUCCCUCCUCCCCGCCGAACGCGCCCUCGUUCCCUUCAUCCUACACUCCUCCCUCGACAUCGUCGAAGAAGUCCAAUGGGGCCCCAGCACCUCAUCAGGCUCCGCACCAAUGUACCUCAAACACAUUGACAAGUAUCAAAACAUGUAUGUGUCCUGCUGGAUCACUGGCGGCAACACGCGAUUCCUGUUGAUGACGCGGCCGCGCGAUGAGUCGUUGGGAAAUAUGGCGGGCGGAGGUGUGAGGGGCAGUCUUGCUGGAGGCAGGGCGGCGCUGGGCAGUAGCGGGGGCGUCUACAAUCCUACUGCUCCGGCUACAGAGGAGGCGGUGAAGAAUUUCAUGUUCGAGGUGUACGAGAGUUGGGUCAAGACGAUUAUGAAUCCUUUUUUUAAUGUUGGGGUCGGGGAGCAGGUUAGGAGCCCGGUGUUUAGGAGUAGGGUUGCAGCGGCGGCGAAGAAGUAUCUGUGA
This is a messenger RNA of Plenodomus lingam JN3, 558 nucleotides long. RefSeq lists its product as uncharacterized. Gene Ontology annotation, cellular component: TRAPP complex; nucleus; cytoplasm. Lineage: Eukaryota; Fungi; Ascomycota; Dothideomycetes; Pleosporales; Leptosphaeriaceae. The record is from RefSeq and is a predicted model, not a curated record. Gene Ontology annotation, biological process: endoplasmic reticulum to Golgi vesicle-mediated transport.